UUGUUUCUUUUCGUCUCCUCACUCGGAAACGAAAACGGGCGUGGUUGACUUCGGUUUAAGAACAGCUUCGGGGGGGGUUCCGCUAAUCUCAGCUUGCGGUCUAAUUCUUCCUGGUCCAAGCAGAACAGGCCCACCUCCUAUUUCAAUUCUCCCUUUUUAAUUCUCCAGAAAUGAGCCGGAAAACAAUUCUCGGAAGAGCAUCGCUUUCGUUUCUCACGACCGACGGUAUUCUCGACAUGGAUCAAAUACUGCAAACGGAUCCGUGGACCCAGAUCGACGAUUUCGUGCAACACAAUUUCAUGCAGAACGUGCUGAACGAAUUUAAAGAGCGAAUAACACUCGACCCGAAACUCACCCCCGCAGAGAAGAGCCCGGGGAAAAAACGCGCUACGUCAUCCGGGAGAUCGCCUCGUAAAAGUGAAACGAACGGGGAAAAAUCGUCGGAGGGGAAGAAGACCGAUCGGCCGGCAAACGAUGGUCCAGAAGAUGAAAAAAAAAUCGCGAAGAUAGGUAACAAAAGAACAGAGGGCUCGAAGGGCAAAGUAACGAAGAAUGGUGACGUUAACAAGCAGAAGGAAGAGAAGCCAAAAAGAGACAAUUCUCGGAGAAAGAAGACUACGGACGAAACGAACAAAACUGAAGAAUCAACUGACACGCAGCAGUUAGAAGGUACCCAAAAAACAACUGGUAAGAAGACUCCAACGGUGAAAUCCGAGCGGAAGAAGACAGUUAGAAAGCGUAAAGGCGAGGAAAAGGAGGAAACUAGCGAAAUAAAAGUUGUAGAACCGACAAACGAUAAAACGAAUACUACGCCGGAAAAGACGAUAACCGCAAACACGUCGAAAAGCAAAGAUUCAAAGUCGCCGAUUAUAACAAGCACGCCGAAAGGCAAAAGUCCUAGGCUCACUAAUUCGUGGCGCGAUGCUUCGACGUCGAAACAGGACUCUUCCGUAAGUAAUGAUGUUUCUAAGCAUUGCGUGGGAGAUUUAUACGUGGAAUAUAUGCAGUAUAACGAUAUAAACAAUAAUUAUUGCAAACUCGUGACUCAGAGCAACAGCAGUAAAAUAACAGACACAAAAUCCAAGCGUAAAUCGACAGUGAAAACGAAAGAGGAUAAAAAUCCAGGGAACAAGGAAACAUCGGUGAACGAAGAGAAAGACUCGAGUCCAGAAAAUAAAGAAACAACGAUGAACGAGGGGGAAAAAUCGAAAUGCAAGGAACAGAAUAAAAAAACGGCAACGAAAACAGAUUCCCUCGCGAGCAAUAAUAUUUCCUCGCGGAAGAAAGGCGCAAAGGACUCAGAAGAUGAUCACGAUGAGGCCGUGGCUGAGAAAACGAAAGUAAAACGCGAGCAUAAAACGGCAGAGAAAGGGAAGAGAGAGAAGAAAUCUGGAGAUAAGGAAGCAUCGGGAAUAUCGACGAACAAAAAAUCAAGGUCAAAAUGCAAGAAACAGGACGAUAAAAAGAUAGCGGGGAAACAAAUUGGGAAAUUUGAGAAACGUUUAUUGGAACAUCGAGAAAGGCACAUACGACGGCAUGAGAGAAAAGCAGAACAGGCCAUGGAAGAUUUUAGUCAUCAUGUCACCCGUAUCGUCAAAAAGAUGGGUUAUUUGCCAGAACGUUCGUACUCCAGCACCGAAGAUGACGAUAGUGAUACAGAUUACUCUGACGAAUCGUCUUCCUACGAUUCCUGUUGUUCUCACAGUUCGUGUUCCUGCUGUGACACCUACUCAGAGUACACUCUGUGUUCGUCUUCUUCCGAAUGAGAAUCCUUGUACCUUUC
Frieseomelitta varia is the source of this 1783-nucleotide messenger RNA. RefSeq names its product cylicin-1-like. The record is from RefSeq and is a predicted model, not a curated record. The coding region runs from base 171 to 1766 and encodes 531 amino acids. The transcript is spliced from 4 exons. NCBI's taxonomy places the organism in Eukaryota, Metazoa, Arthropoda, Insecta, Hymenoptera, Apidae.